Arachis ipaensis is the source of this 3315-nucleotide messenger RNA. The record is from RefSeq and is a predicted model, not a curated record. NCBI's taxonomy places the organism in Eukaryota, Viridiplantae, Streptophyta, Magnoliopsida, Fabales, Fabaceae.
AUGGUUUUCAUUGGCGACUUCAAUGAUGUAAUUGCACAACAUGAGAAAGUUGGUUUGCAUCCAAAACCGACUAGUCAGAAUCUGUUUAAAGCUUCAGAUAACCUUGCUAUGUCUGAAUGCAUUGGCAAAAUCCCUAUUAGAGUGACUGACAAUAUGAAUCGAGAGCUUAUGAAAGAGGUCCCUGAUCAGGAAAUUAAGGAAGCUACUUUCAGCCUUGGAAGUCCUAAGGCACCAGGUCCAGAUGGAUUAAAUGGUUUAUUUUUUCAAAAGCAUUGGGCAAUUAUCGAGAAAGAGGUUUGUGAAGCUGUUAAGAGUUUCUUUCAGGAAGGGAUCCUACCAAGUAGCAUCGGAGAUACUAUUAUAGUCUUGGUUCCUAAGGUCAAUUAUCCAGAAACUCUGAAUCAACUUCGACCGAUUAGUUGUUGUAACUUUAUAUAUAAGAUCGUUUCCAAGGUAUUGGUUAUUAGGCUUAGAAGACUAAUAGAUACGAUUAUCUCACCUAUACAGAGUGCUUUUGUGGGAGGAUGCCUCAUUCAAAAUAACAUGGUGAUAGUGCAGGAAAUGUUUCACGCUUUAAAUAAAAGAGGGCAGCAGGCUUCCAGGAACUUAGCUGUUAAGAUUGAUAUGAACAAAGCUUACAACAGGGUUGAGUGGUCAUUUCUAGAAGCUACUCUAAAAGCCUUUAGGUUUAAUCCGCACUGGGUUAAAAUGAUUAUGAGUUGUGUCUUACAGGUCACUUAUAGAAUCAAGAUCAAUGGUAUUUUGUCAAAAAGUUUUGUGCCACAGAGGGGACUAAGGCAGGGAGAUCCCCUAACGCCAUACCUGUUUAUCAUAGCAGCUGAAGUUUUCACUAUCCUUAUGGAUAAAGCUACAGAAGAGGGUAGAAUCUCUGGUGUUAGAAUUGCCCCUACCGCCCCAGCCAUUUCUCAUAUCCUCUUUGCGGAUGACUGCAUUAUUUUCUCGAAGGAUAGUGCAGAGGAGAUUUAUCAUCUCAUAACUACUAUAAAUAUGUAUACGGAAGUCUCGGGGCAGCGAAUAAAUGUUGACAAGUCUGGGAUUACGUUCGGCAAUCAGAUUCCGAUCAGAAAUAGAGUAGAAAUAGAAGAGAUAUUAGGGUUGCCUGCCUGGGAUAAACCAGGUAAGUAUCUUGGUCUUCCAGCUCAAUGGGGCAGAUCUAAGAAUGAAGCUCUGAGGUGGAUUGAGGAGCGAGUGUCUGAUAAGCUUCGAGGGUGGAAAGAAAAACUCCUUAGUCAGUCUGGGAGAGAGGUUCUCAUUAAGUCGGUUAUUCAAGUGAUACCUGCCUAUGCUAUGAAUGUUGUCCUCUUUCCUAAAGGUUUUUGUCACCGUCUCAGUAAAAAAGUGGCUAAAUUUUGGUGGGCUUCUACUGGUAAGGAUAGGGGUAUUUAUUGGAGGAUUUGGGAUAAGAUUUGUGCUAGCAAAAGGGAGGGAGGAAUUGGUUUUAAGGAUUUUUAUAGUCAAAAUAUUGCACACUUGGCAAAACAGGCAUGGAGAAUGUUUGAAUGCCCUAAUGCGGUGUGGGUUCAGGUGCUUAAGGCUGUAUAUUUUCCGAAUGAGGAUUUUAAAGUAACCAAGGCAGGCAGGGGAGCAUCUUGGAUCUGGAAAAGUAUUGUGCAAGAGAAAGUGAGAAUCCAGGAAGAUAAUUGGAUUUUGAACAAGCAGAAGAGUCCUCAGGUUAUGAAUCAUGCCGUCACUUUUGUAAAGGAGCUAAUUACUGAAGGACAGGGGUGGAAUAUUAACGAGUUAAGGAAACAUUUUGAUGGAGGUAUUAUAGGAAAGAUCAUUAGAACCCCGGUAAGUGUUAUUAGUAGAGAAGACAAGUUUAGUUGGCCUUUUAAAACAGAUGGGAAGUACACCGUUAAGACGGGAUAUCAUGUUGCCAGGAGAGAGCAGAGUAUUGGUAAUAGCAAUAGCCCAUUAACCAGUGAUGACUUCAAGGACUUAUGGAGGGACAUUUGGAAUUUAAAAGAACCAGAGUCCACUGAGCAUGCACUGCUGCUUUGCCCCUGGACAAGGGCUGCGUGGUUUGGAGCUCAAGUUCAGUGUUGUCCUACGGCUCAUACAGUCUCAUCUUUUGGAAAAUGGAUUAUGGAUCUUUUCAAAAAUAUGAAGGCGUGUACAGGAACUGAUUAUGAGCUAUGUAUUAGCAAGGUUGGUUUUUUGGCAUGGGAGGUGUGGAAAGCAAGAAAUCAUGCAGUGCAUCAGAGGUCCAAACCUAAUCCUUUAUUAGUAAUCUAUAAGGCUAAGCAAAUAGAAACAGAAUUUGCAGAAAUGGCAGAAGAACCAGCAAAAAGUUUUGUUAAUGAUAGAAGGACAGUUAGAAGGGUUACCUGGAGACCGCCACUGCCAGGGUGGAUUAAGUGCAAUGUUGAUGCAGCGUUUCUUGCAGCCCUUUCUGGAGGAGCAACAGCAGCAGUAUUCAGAGACUACGCUGGAAAUCUUCUCACAGCCUCAAACUUUAAAAUAGCGGCCACCUCGCCUUUAGUUGCGGAAGCCUUAGCGGUUAGAGUAGCACUAAUAAUAGCAAAAAACUUUCAAUUGAAAAGAAUUAUUUUUGAAUCUGACAGUUUGAUUCUCAUCCAAGCUCUAAAAUCAAAGGCAUCAAUUGCAGAAAUUCAAGUUAUUUUGGAUGACAUUUUGGAUUUAGCACGACAUAUCUCAAAUUGUGGGUUUACCUGGGUUCCUAGAGACGGGAAUGCCUUAGUGCAUGAAGUAGCCAAGCUUUCAGCCGACGGUUCUCUUCAACAGGAUUGGCUCAGGUGCAAGCCGCAAACCAUCACGAACAUUUUGAAAAGAGAGAACGACAUGUCACUGCAAAUGGUUGAAAUUUUGAGGUAUUUUGGUUAUGCAUUUUGGGACUUCCAUCCUGGGGAGACGUGGGUCCGCAUGCAUCCCAAGGUAAUGUGGCCACGAAGAUUGGUGUUCCUGAUGUGGGUCAGCUGCGGUUACAGCUUCGGCAACCUAUCGAGAUCGCAACUUGAGCUGCUGAGUGCUGGAGGGUGUUCACGGAGACGUCCUUGCUGUGGCUUCGGAUGGAAAAGCUCUGUUGUAUGCUUCAUCUUUAAGCACAUCUUUCAUCCAGGGGAGUAUCACCAAACCCUCCGCGAAGAGCCAUUGAUCUACAAAGAGCUAAUCCAUACAACAUUAAGAACUUUAAAGACUCAGGAUAUAUCAUUCUGUUGGCCAAGCGAUGUUGCACGGCAUAGAGGUUUCGAUAUUCCUUCAGGGCUUUCACAAUUUUUAGUUGCACAGCAGUUCAUGCAUCUUCUAGUUUUUGGGAUAAUGUUUUCUCGAUAG